AGGGGAGAUUAUUUUUAAAUUUUGCGCCUGCUUAAAAAUCAUUUAAUGUAAAAAAGUAAACAUAUUUCGUGCCAGAACAGUAGUUCGUACGAACAGAAGUUUCUGCCCUUAUAAACAAGAUAUUCCAUGUAAAGUUUUUUUAAAUUAAAUAUGUUUUCAGUACAUUUUUCGCUUUUAAAAAGAGGAGCUAACCUCCUUCAAAAUAAUUGCCGAAAGUGUUCAUCCUUUCGCCGUGGAGUUAACUUCCUAUUUAAGAAGAAUUUAUUAAUAACCAAUAGUAUGACUUCUGGAGGGUUUAUGGCUAUUGGUGACCUAAUCCAACAAGAAUUUGAAUAUCAAUCUCGAGUGCAAUUAAAAAGAUAUGACUGGGGUCGCUUGGCUAGAAUGUUUAUUGUUGGAUCGCUAAUGGGACCUAUGCAUCAUUAUUAUUAUAUUUAUUUAGAUAAGGUUCUUCCAAAAGUCAAUGUUAAAACAGUUCUCAAAAAGAUUUUAUGUGAUCAGUUGUUGGCAUCACCAGCUACUAUACUAUGCUUUUUCUAUGGAAUGGGAAUUUUAGAAUCAAAAUCCUUUAAACAAAGUACAUAUGAAAUAAUAGAUAAGUUCAAAUAUGUCUAUGCAGGUGACUGUUUAUAUUGGCCGCCAGUUCAAUUUGUCAAUUUCUAUUACUUGCCAACUGAAUACAGAGUUUUCUACAUAAACUUUGCCACAAUGAUUUUCAAUAUAUUUUUAUCAUACAUGAAACAUUUUGACCAACAUUGACACAUUAUUAUUUAUAUAUAUUAUUUUAUCAUGUAAGUAGGUAUGUGUAAUGAUUUUCCUUAUAAUGGAGUAUGUUAUUUAUUUAAAUGCAAACAAGUUACUUAUAAUAAUUUGAUUGCAUAUUACAUGUUGUAAUUAUUAUAAUAAAAGUUCGACUAUUAAUAUUUGUAACUAUAACAUAUAUUAAUAUUUGUCAAUUAUAUUUUUAAACAAGAAAAUAAAAAAAAUAUUCACAGUGAAUGAACUCUGAAGUGAAACCAUAUUCAGUAAUUAAGAAAACAAACUAAUUAAUGAUUAUUAUAAUGUACAUAUGUAUAUAAUAAUAAUAAUUUAUUUGCUACAUGAGUUGGUACUACCAACUUGAUACACAACUUAUUUGUUUCUUUUUAAAUUGUUUGGAUAUUUAGUAAAUUAAUUAUUUAAGAUGUUUUCUCAGUAAAAUAAUCAUUAUAGUAACUGUAAUAAUUAAUAUGAUAUUAUGGAAUGUACAGUAAAUAUUAAUUUAUUUUGUAUUGUAUAUAUAUGGUAGGGAUAUUGUAAAUGGACUUGUUACAUAUCUAGAAUAAAUAAUUUUAGAAUAUAUGUAUGUGAUUUUCUGAAUAAAGAG
This is a messenger RNA of Diatraea saccharalis (sugarcane borer), 1366 nucleotides long. The record is from the annotation of a GenBank genome assembly. NCBI's taxonomy places the organism in Eukaryota, Metazoa, Arthropoda, Insecta, Lepidoptera, Crambidae.